CGAUACUCACAUGACAUGCGCUGAGUUAGGAACAGAACGGGGUACACAGGAGGUCAACAGGACGACCUUGCUGACAGCAACAAGAUGCCAUGCCUCAGUCUAGUGUUGAGGAGCUUACCGACCGCCUAGUAGCAGCCAUUGACCCUCAGGGACAUGUUAAGGACAUGGCAAUCGUGAGUGAGGUUGUGACAAUGUUGGAGACAAUGCACAUCACUGCCGAACACCUCAAGGCCACUCGUCUGGGGAAACACAUCAACAAUGUUCGUAGACAAUUGACCGAAUCAAACAAAUCUCUCGCUAAGCGGAUGAAAACUCUGGUCAAAUCAUGGCAGCAAUUACUCCAAGCCCGGCCCUCGGUAAUGAAUGGACUGCCUCCCACCCCCCAGCGAACGUCCACCCCUACAAAUCCCUCGAGGGCCAGCUCCCCCCUUGCACUUUAUACCACUGCCAGCCCCACACUAGCCUCUCCAGCUAAGAAAGAAGAGCCGACUUAUUCACCUGUCAAACCACACGAUGCUAGUAAACUCACGAUUACCAGUUCUUCCCCACAAACUGUCAGAGAGCUGUUCUCUGAGGGAGAGAAAGUUACCAACGGUGCACUAGCACAAGGAGUGGCCUCAGACCCAGCUAAGAAUCGCAGAAAACUGUUGAAAUUGUUAUCUAAAGUAAAGAAGCCAACACCACAACCAGCUGCAAGUGCUGGACCUACUAAUAUUAGUCAUGUGACUCCAACGACUUCUGCCACCACUGCAGAACCUAGCUCUAGUAAUCAACCCAUUAACACAUUCACAAAUAAUAACUUUAUAUCGAUUGAUGAUGAGAACGGGAGUAGUACUUCUAAUGGACGAGAUGUAUCAUUGAAACCAACACCUCCGCCUGUAGAAAAUGAAGAUUGUUCGUCUUUACGUGUUUGUCUCCCAAGGGGCACUAUUCCAAGGACCCCGCAGACCUCACGAAAAACUGUUCAUAAAAGGCAUAAACGAUUAAAACAAGACGUACUUGAUUCUUUGAGUGUAUCACUGCCUAGAAACUUAAUCAGAUUAAAAUCCCAACAAAUUCCGCCAAUUACCUCCGCUGAUUCACUUAACAUGGAGACUACUACUUUUGUUGUCAGUAUACCUAUCAAGUACUACACGAAAAAGAACCACUACUCAAGCGGUAAGAAGAUGAGAGACACUGUGGCAGUCCUAGAACCACCUACUGUGCCUGUUCGAUCCAUUAGCCCUGCCAAUCCUUCACGGAAGACUCUUGAGGUUAUUCUACCUACUGUGCCUGUUCGAUCCAUUAGUCCUACCAAUUCUUCACGGAAGACUCUUGAGGUUAUUCCACCUACUUUGCCUGUUCGAUCCAUUAGUCCUACCAAUUCUUCACGGAAGACUCUUGAGGUUAUUCUACCUACUGUGCCUGUUCGAUCCAUUAGUCCUGCCAAUUCUUCACAGAAGACUCUUGAGGUUAUUCUACCUACUGUGCCUGUUCGAUCCAUUAGUUCUGCCAAUUCUUCACAGAAGACUCUUGAGGUUAUUCCACCUACUGUACCUGUUCGAUCCAUUAGCCCUGCCAAUUCUUCACGGAAGACUCUUGAAGUUAUUGAGCAGCCUCAAAUUUUAAGAAUGCCUCACAAAACAUUAAAUAGUGAUACUCAAGAGUCAGAACCGAUGGAAGUGGAUGAUGUUCCACAGACCACUACCGAGGCUGCGUUGGAUAACACUACUGUGAACAAUCAAACUAGUCAUGAGGAUAAGGAGCCUUCCAUUGAACUAAGUAAAUACUGUUAUACUGAACCUGUUUCUAGCAGCGAACUAACCUCAGUGAUGCUAUUACCUUAUGUAUACAUUGAUGGUAUUACUGAUGAAAGUUUCUAAUUAAUUUUUGAUGAAAAUUGAUAAUUAUAUCGUUGCUUUUAAUUGUGUCUUUUGUGUCAAUCUGUUAUCACAUUCUUCGCUAAUUAUUAUUAUUAUAUUGACAA
Messenger RNA from Halichondria panicea, 1966 nucleotides. Its product is annotated as mucin-2-like. The record is from RefSeq and is a predicted model, not a curated record. Gene Ontology annotation, molecular function: transcription coregulator activity. The transcript is spliced from 3 exons. NCBI's taxonomy places the organism in Eukaryota, Metazoa, Porifera, Demospongiae, Suberitida, Halichondriidae. Gene Ontology annotation, biological process: positive regulation of gene expression; regulation of transcription by RNA polymerase II. The coding region runs from base 90 to 1862 and encodes 590 amino acids. Gene Ontology annotation, cellular component: mediator complex; nucleus; core mediator complex.